Messenger RNA from Cryptomeria japonica (Japanese cedar), 1438 nucleotides. RefSeq lists its product as uncharacterized. The record is from RefSeq and is a predicted model, not a curated record. Gene Ontology annotation, cellular component: chloroplast. The coding region runs from base 147 to 1193 and encodes 348 amino acids. NCBI's taxonomy places the organism in Eukaryota, Viridiplantae, Streptophyta, Pinopsida, Cupressales, Cupressaceae. The transcript is spliced from 10 exons.
AGAACAUUGGGGCAAAUCCAUUGCAGAUACAGAAGGACAUUUGAUAUGGACAAUUCACACCCACAAACAAGAGCUGCGUGAUUUCAAUCAACAUAACACGCCCUCCUACGUGCAUUGUCUUGCUUAGUGGACAAAAUAUAUCACUCAUGUCUAUUGCAGCAACUUCCUAUCCCCUCCUUUCAACCAGACAGUUGCAAUGCUGUAGAAUAAAAUCUACCACUUACACUCCAUCACACUUUUCAGUCAACGGUUUCCAAUCUUUUUCCUCUGUAGGAAUUCAGCACCAUGGCAGAUGUUGUGUGAGGACCAAAGCAGGUGGGUCACAGGAGGGACCUCAAGAGACCUUUUACACUAAGGCAGAGGACCCUGUUACAACCACCAACCAGGCCGGUAACAGCAGCAAAAGUAUCUUGUCUUUCCUCUGUCCAUUGCUUAAACUUGUCGGGGCUAAAGACCCAUCCUUACCUCGUAGUGAUACUUUUGAGGUGGUAACCUCUGGUUUGGCAAGUAUUUCAAGACUUCCAUGGGGUUCACAAGCUAUACCUGAUGUUGCAAUUGUGAGGGAGGAAAGAGGGCAGCCAAUGAGGUUAUUGCAGUUGUAUGAAUUUGAGGCAUGCCCCUUUUGCAGGCGAGUGAGAGAGGCUUUGACUGAAUUAGAUCUUCCUGCAGAAGUCUACCCUUGUCCCAAAGGCUCUUUGAUGCAUCGGGACCUGGUCAGAAGUUCUGGUGGCAAGGAACAGUUCCCAUAUCUUGUGGAUCCAAAUACGGGUGUUUCUCUUUAUGAAAGUGGUGACAUAGUGAAAUACUUAUUCCAACAAUAUGGUGAAGGUAGAGGCCCCUCUCUAGGUCUCUUAGAAAGCACUUUGUUUACUGGAUGGAUUCCCACCAUCAUUCGAGCUGGUCGAGGGAUGACAUUAUGGGAAAGGGCCAAACCAGAAAUUGCUGCAAAGAGAUUGGAACUCUUUUCUUAUGAAAACAACCAGAACUCAAGGUUAGUUCGAGAGGCCCUUUGUGAAUUGGAGUUGCCAUACAUUCUUCAUAAUGUGGGAAAAGGUUCUUCAAGAACCCAAAUUUUGUUACAGCUUGCAGGUUCAGACAAGGUACCAUACCUAAUAGAUCCCAACACAGGUCUUAGUUUCGGCAAUCACAAAGAAAUUAUAUCAUACUUAUUUCAGACAUAUAGCCGUAUAUGAUGGCAGUUUUGUACUUUUCCCUCCAUCAAAUGUAAUUAAUGCAUGCAAUGCUUGCCAAAGAGCCUUAAGAGUUAAGAGGCAUUGAUAUCCAUAACUGUAAACAAAAACACAUGCUCCAGGAUUUUAUUUAUUUGUAAGAAGAAAAUCAUAUCAAUGAUGGGCGCGGGGGGGACGGGGGCGGGGGUUGAUAUGUAUCCAUACAAUCUCAGAAUCAGGGAUGAGAAAUUAUUAAAAAAAAACAAUCA